GCUUGUGUAGGCUAUAUACGUAUGUUGUUAAAGUUUCUCUUCUAUACCUAUCUCAUGCUUUCUACUAGUCCUCUAUCAUAAAGUAGUUUUUGCUGAUCGAUUUUGACAUUUUGUGGUAAAUUUUUGACAGAAAUCGACCGGCUCGAGUAUCACAAUGGGUAAUGAAAGCUCGCUGCCUAUGGAACUAUGUUCUAAUUUUGAUGCUGAUGAAAUUAGAAGAUUAGGAAAACGAUUUCGGAAGUUAGAUUUAGAUAACAGUGGUGCUUUAAGUAUUGAUGAGUUUAUGUCAUUACCAGAAUUACAACAGAAUCCUUUAGUGCAACGUGUUAUAGAUAUAUUUGAUGCAGAUGGCAAUGGAGAAGUAGAUUUUAAGGAAUUUAUUCAUGGUGUUUCUCAAUUCAGUGUUAAAGGAGAUAAAGAAAGCAAAUUAAGAUUUGCAUUUAGAAUUUAUGAUAUGGAUAACGAUGGUUUUAUAAGCAAUGGGGAAUUAUUCCAAGUAUUGAAAAUGAUGGUAGGCAAUAACUUAAAGGAUACUCAACUUCAACAAAUUGUUGAUAAAACAAUAUUAUUUGCUGACAAAGAUGAAGAUGGCAAAAUUAGUUUUGAAGAAUUUUGUUCUGUUGUUGGUAAUACAGAUAUUCAUAAAAAGAUGGUGGUUGAUGUUUAAAUUAUCGAAAGUUUAUGGAAAGAAAAAUAUUAAAGAACAAGUUAAUGGUAAUAUCAAUUUGACUUAAUGAAUUCAUUAUUAACACUAGAUUGAUUGGAUAAUUAUAAGUAACAAAAUUGUGUAGGGUGAAAUUAUGAUCGUUAUUAAGUCUUUAAUCUAUACAAAGUCUUUAAUAUAUAUAUAUAUACAUAAGUUUGUCAUCUGUGAAAAUGCUUUCCAUAGUGCAAUGUACAUUACAAUUUAAUUGACCACCGACCUUCUAAGAUUGUGCACAUUUACUGAACAUAUGUAUUGUAUAGAUUUUAAUAUUAUAAAAUGUCUUAUACGCAACAUAUACAUAUUUUUAGUUGAAAUAUUACGUUUUUUUAGUUGGAAAUAUUAUGCAAAUAGCUCUGUUAUCAUUUUAUAAUUUAUAAUAUGAUUUAAUUAGUGUACAAAAAUCUAUAAAGCUGUUUCAGAAAACUUUUGAAGAUACAAUUAUAAUAACAUGUAAAUUAUUUAAGAAGCAUUAUUUUAUAUAUUGAACUCUAAUUCAGAUAUAUGUUUUCAUUCUUAUCUUACAAUAUACUUCAAUAAUGUGGAAUAUGUCUAGUAAAAAAUUGCAUUUUCCUAAUUUUUCUAUUAAAUACUAUCAUAGUUAAGUGAAUAGGAAUAUUUUAUUUGUUUCAUAAUAUAAGACCCAUUGAAUUAGGUUCUGUAAGUAGUUAAUUUGUAAAAAAGAUUCUGUUUAUUUUUAAAAUAAGUUUGUAUUGUAUAUAUUAUGUUCAAUUAUUAAUUAAUCCAUCAAUUGUGUAUUUGAAAGAAGUAUUAUAUAUUAUUUAAUCAAUUAUUACUAACAUCUGAAAAGUCCCAUGUGUUGAUAAAAUCGAUUUUACAGAGAACUUCAGUUUUGAACUAGAUUAACAUAACAGCAGGAUUCUCGAAACUUUCAAAUACACAAAUUUUUAAAAAUAACCUUAUUUGUUUAUUAUAUGACUAUUAAGAGAAUAAUGUAUUACAAAACAGAAAUUAAAUAAUAUAUAUUGUUUUAUUCUA
Messenger RNA from Bombus terrestris (buff-tailed bumblebee), 1702 nucleotides. RefSeq names its product calcineurin subunit B type 2. The coding region runs from base 155 to 667 and encodes 170 amino acids. Gene Ontology annotation, molecular function: calcium-dependent protein serine/threonine phosphatase regulator activity; calcium ion binding. The transcript has 5 exons. The record is from RefSeq and is a predicted model, not a curated record. NCBI's taxonomy places the organism in Eukaryota, Metazoa, Arthropoda, Insecta, Hymenoptera, Apidae.